Molecule: messenger RNA, 765 nt
Organism: Melozone crissalis (California towhee)
Lineage: Eukaryota; Metazoa; Chordata; Aves; Passeriformes; Passerellidae
Gene: SYPL2
Product: synaptophysin like 2
Exons: 6
Coding region: 1-765 (254 amino acids)
Cellular component (GO): synaptic vesicle; synaptic vesicle membrane
Source: RefSeq, a predicted model, not a curated record
AUGUCGGAGCCCGGCGCCCCCGCGGCCGGUGAUAAACCGCCCCGGCUCCAGGACCGCGUCCUUCGAGGGCUGCGCUGGGGCCGCCUCCAGGAGCCGCUGGGUUUCAUCAAGGUGCUGGAAUGGCUCUUUGCCAUCUUCGCCUUCGGCUCCUGCGGCUCCUUCAGCGGCGAGACCGGAGCCACAGUGAAAUGUGAAGGUGGAGGGAUGACAGCCAUCAGCAUCCAGUUCGGGUACCCCUUCAGGUUAUACCAGAUUCCCUUUGGGAUGCCCAACUGUGAGGAUGAAUCAGAAGCCCGCACCCUGUACCUCGUGGGCGAUUUCUCCGCUCCCGCCGAGUUUUUCGUGACCCUGGGGGUCUUCUCCUUCCUCUACUCCAUGGCUGCUCUGGUGCUCUACCUCCGCUUCCAUUCCCUGUACACGGAGAACACGAAGCUCCCGUUCACAGAUUUCUGUGUCACCGUCUGCUUUGCCUUCUUCUGGCUGGUGGCGGCGGCGGCGUGGGGCAAGGGGCUGAGCGACGUGAAGGCGGCCACGCGCCCCUCGGCCCUCAUCGCUGCCAUGGCCGUGUGCCAGGCCGAUGGUGUGCUCUGCAACGCUGGCACCACGCCCGCCAUGGGGCUGGCCAACAUCUCGGUGCUCUUCGGGUUCCUCAACUUCCUGCUGUGGGCCGGGAACUGCUGGUUCGUGCUGCGGGAGACGCCGUGGCUGCGGCCGCCCGCGUCCCGCGACAGCGCGGCCGAGCAGGGCGCCAUCGACAAGCAGUGA